AUGGUGUUUGGAAAGGGCUCUAAGCUACGUGAAAAGAUCAAAAAGGUUGAAAAUAACUUGUCCGAGUCUUCCUCUGACGGACUGGGAAUCAAAAAGUCCAGCAUGAAGCUACCCAAAUUCAGGAGAAGUACGGAUAAUCUUUCUACAGGUAUGGAGAAUAUGCUAUUUGAUAUCUACGAGCUACAGAAAUAUGGUGAAGCAGGCCGUGUUAAGCUAUUGGCGUAUGAUCCCGUUCAAAGCUUGAUGGCAGUGGUGACAGAAUUUAAUCAUAUCUCUAUAUUCGGACAAGCCAGAGUUAGUUACACACUACAGCUCGAGACCGUCAACCCAAUUAGAGCCAUUCGCUUUGUCAAAGGUGUAUACUUGUUGGUGUUUGACACUCUGAAUACGAUCUUUGUCAUCUCGCUGUUCUCAAAAAGUGUAAUCAGGAAAAUAGUUUCAAGGAUUCCAAUCACGGCUUUUGAGACUGACUACUCAUUAGAGUUUGUGUUUGUGGGCUUGAAAAAUGGUGAUGUCAAAGCAUUCGAUAUUGAAUCCGGACGAGAAACCUUCCUUAAUAUUCCAUCCGCCCAAAGAGCCAACUUCCCUUUAAUUGCUGACCGUCACGUGUGCUGUCUUAAAAUUCAUCCUAGGGACAUAGGCACUUUACUUAUAUCUUACCCAAAGGAAACCGUUACCUACAACAUAGUCACCAAUCAAGUGAUCAAUUACUUUAUUUAUAAGUUGCAGAGAACGGCGGUUGGUGGGCCGAAUGCUGUCUACAACUAUUCCUCAGAUGGAUACUACGUGCCGAACGUUACACACUGUCUAUGGCAUCCCAAUGGCCUACAUAUUGUAACCGUUCAUGACGAUACCUCGUUGGUAUUUUGGGAUGCAAAGACUGGCGAGAAAAUCCUUGCUCGUACUUUGUUUGACAGCUACGUCGAUGCUCCUACGGGUACAGAGUGCCAUCCAGAAAAGGAUAAGAUGACUGUAAUUAAAAGUAUUCGCUGGCUUUGCGACUCGGAUCCAGAGAGAACAUCUUUGCUUAUUAUGGGAGGUGAUUCGUACGAAACAGAGGGAUAUCAUCAGUUGGUGAGAAUGAAUUUCGGCAAGAUGAUAUCGUAUUCGAUGUCCAGCUACCAACAUAUGGCAGAUUAUUAUAGCCAACCCAAACAGCAGAAUAUUUUUGCCAUCCAUUCUAAAGGGAGUAUUCAUGACUUUAUUCCUCUACCUGAGAAGUCUCCUUAUUUCGAUGGCAAUCAGAAGCCGGCAUUGGUAGCAGUAAUCAUGUCAGACGGAACUUUAAAAUUUCUCAACUAUCCUGAAGGCAGUCUUUCCUACGAGGCUCGAAGGUUUCCUUCAACUGUGUCGUGGUUAAACCCCAAAAUCACAUGUUCUUCGUCAUCAUACUUGGAUAAAAGACUACUAAACGGGAUUUUCGAAUCCUUCCCGAAAAACCUCAACAUCUUGAAAGGCGGUAUUCCUAGUAGGCCAAAAUAUAGAGCCGAUGCGGGUUCCGUCAUUAUUUCUGGGCACGAGAGUGGAUUUAUUCGGGUCUGGAAUUCUUCUGAAGGAGAUCUUAAUAGUAGUAACGUUUUGGAAAUUGACAUAUCUGCCAUAUUGCAGGACGACUCUCUUGAGUCGUCCGUGUCUGGAGUUUCGUUUGCACCAGAACAGAUGGAGAUAUCCUGCAGUUUAUUCAAUGGAGAUGUUCUUUUAUUCAGCUUUCAAGUCAACAAAUACUAUCAACCUGAGGUAGCAGCAUCGGGCUUGAUAAAUGGCAUGAAAUCUCUUUCUUUGGGGGAUCGGGCAAUAAUUGAUAUAAGUGACAGAGCACCACUAAAUGUGAAGAAAGGCUUCAUGCCGAGAUUACUAGUUAGAUCUCUACAGAACGGCAAGGUAACGUCGUUAUGCAACAGUAAUGUUGGAUUUGUUGCUAUUGGCUACGAAUCGGGACGACUUUUAGUCAUCGACAGACGUGGAGGCACGGCUAUUUUCAACGAAGUUCUUCAAGAUACUGGACUUUCCAUCCAGAUAGUACCCACUUCUAUUCAAUUUGGAUACGGUAUUACCAGUACAGACAGUGCCAAGUGCCACGUCUUGAUGUAUGUGGGUUCAAGCAUCGGAAGACUAAUCACCUACAUAUUCGAGUCAGAUAUACGCGGACGGUUUUCAGUGCACCAAGUCGAGCAGAUUGACGCGAAUGACUCGGACAUAGUGGAUAUCAUUGCAGUGAAUUCUACCACAGGUAGACCUUGCAAUCCAAAUAUGCACCAGUUGAACGGACAACCUACAGAGGCAGACCUCAGCUUUCCUUUAGUAAUCUCCACUUCUAGUUCCGAUAUUAGGGUGGUGAAAAAUAACGGUAAAAUAGCACACAAAACCUUUAAUAAGGGAGAUAUUUCUAAGCUUGGAAUAACUGGUGCUCGAAUGCCUGAUGGAAACGUUUCAUUCUGUGUGAUUUCCAUUCACGGACAGUCAAAGAAGAUAGUUGCUUUGUCACUUCCUUCGCUAUCACAACUAUGCGACGUAAGAAUUCCUUACAGGAUCGAGGGAAAGUAUGCAAAGCAAAGCUCGGUCUUACCAUUGGGAGAUGUGUUCUUGAGAAUUACAGAAACAGAAGCAGUAAUGGUCAACAUUAUGAAUUUGAGGAAGCCGAUUAGAGGCCCUACCACUGAUGACGGCUCCUCGGAUAUCCUUUUCUUGAAGAAUAUUGUGAUUCCUUGGAGGCCAACUUUCAACCAGAUGCUAAAGAAUACUCCAUCAAUCACAUACACGCAGCUUUACAAGCUUAUGAUCGGUAAAGAACGACCUAAGAACGGUACUGACGAGGAGUGCAGGUUGUCAUGGAACGUAUCACCUCACAAUCCAUUGAAUUACAACAUUUUGGGCACCAAAAAGCCUGAAUAUUACGAUCCAAAUGCUCUUCACCAGAACUUGGAAUUGAACAAAAGUCCAGAAACUGCCCAUAAAUUUGAUAGCAAUAGACAGUCUGGUAGUUGGCAGGUUUCCAAACUAAAGAAUUACGCAAAUAAAACAUGGGAAACUAAAGCAGAUAAGAUUGAGAACUAUGUCAGCGAUGCGAACGAUAAUUUCGAUAAAUUCGUUUCACAGACCAAAAAGGACAUUGUGAAAAGUAUGUUCCAGUGA
Brettanomyces nanus is the source of this 3132-nucleotide messenger RNA. RefSeq lists its product as uncharacterized. Lineage: Eukaryota; Fungi; Ascomycota; Pichiomycetes; Pichiales; Pichiaceae. The record is from RefSeq and is a predicted model, not a curated record. Gene Ontology annotation, molecular function: myosin II binding; syntaxin binding; GTPase activator activity. Gene Ontology annotation, cellular component: cytoplasm; plasma membrane. Bases 1 to 3132 code for a protein of 1043 amino acids. Gene Ontology annotation, biological process: regulation of exocytosis; regulation of protein secretion; establishment of cell polarity. The transcript has a single exon.